GUGAUGUUUAUACCACUGUUGACAGUUGACAGUCCGUGGCCUAGCCUAGGCUUGUAAGGAGGAAAAACACGAUCAGCUGGAAAAUGGCAACAGCUGCAGAACCAGGUGUCCAUUUUAACGGAGGAUGGUCAUUGCAUUUGGUCGAUAAUUUACAGGAGCAAAAAGACGAGGUACUGGCCUUACAAUCCAUUUUUGAAGGAGAGGAAAACAGAUUGUCUGUUUUUUCUGCAGCACCAGAGGAAAUUUCAGACAGCGAUGAUUGCAAGGAGAAUUCUAGAUUUUACCAGCUACAGUUACAAGUGCCAGUAAAACAGGAUGCUGACAAAAUAACAUUGGACGUCUGCAUGCCCUGCAGAGAAGCAGAAAGUACAGAACAAGAUUCUAAAAUUCAAAAUCCUGGUGCAGUCACCUAUAAGCGGUCAGAAUCAGGACACAAUCUUCUAGCAUCCAUCAUGCUUUCCCACCUAACACCGUUGAAUUUGACUGUGAUUUUCCCACCUGAGUACCCUGCCUGUGGACCCCCAAAAUUCACUUUGUCAGCCAUUUGGUUGUCGUGGCAACAGCUGGGGGCACUGUGUGCGAUGCUGGAUAAACUGUGGGAGGAGUCCCGUGGAAUGCCAAUACUCUACACCUGGAUAGAUUGGCUGGAAAAUAAUUCAUUUAGUUUUCUGGGCCUCCAGGAACAUAUAUUGUUGCGAGAGACAAGCCCAGAGGAUCAGGUUGUGGACGAGAGAGGGAUACAAGAUUGUCUAAACAUUGAGGAAGCUGUCACAACUAUGAUGAGGUACAGUGCACAGGAAGAAAACUACCAGUUCAAAAGGACCGACCAUGAAUGCUGUGUGUGCUUUAUGGAGUUUCCAGGGGCCGAUUUCUAUAGGAUGAAACAGUGUGGGCAUCAUGUGUGUCGAGAGUGUGUUCAGGCUCUUUGUCAAAUCCAUGUCAAGGAGGGAACUGUCACUGAGCUUGUGUGUCCCGAGUCUGAUUGUAAGACAGAUAUCCCACCAGAUAUAAUCAGAGAUGUUGUUGGGGAGGAACAGUUUAGUCGCUAUGAACGUCUCGCUUUACAGAAAGCGCUGGACAAUAUGGGUGACAUUGUGUGGUGUCCGCGAUGUGAAGGUGUGGUUGUGCGAGAGAGCGAUAAUACUCUCAACCUGGCCUACUGUAUCCCCUGCCAGUUCUCAUUUUGUACCAUAUGUAAUAAGCUGUGGCAUCAGGGAGAGAGGUGUGUUGAUGUACAGGAUGCUAUCAAAGAUCUGGAAGAAAAAAUGAAAGUUCGGAAACCAAAUGAAGAAGAAGCUAUUAAACGUAAAUUAGAACGAUUGAAGGAGGAAGCCUUUAGCGAUGUAUAUUUGAAGACCAAAGCAAAGAUUUGUCCUUCUUGUCAAGCAAAUUUACAGAAAAUUUCAGGUUGUAACAAAGUUGUCUGUAGAUGUGGAUGUUCACUCUGCUAUAUCUGCGGAAAGGAUAUCACAAAAAUUGGAUACCAGCAUUUCCAGGAGAACAGGGCCUGCUCCACGUUUACUGAAUACGACGACAACGAUAUGGUGUGGAACAGAGGACCACUUCCACACUUUAACCAUGAGAGAGCUGCUAACAUUAUGAACAUGCAAGCUAGAAUGGCAGCAAAUCCUUUACUAGAACAGGUACAGUGUCCUAGAUGUCACAGGAAAAAUCUGCAGGGUUUACAUGGAAACAACCAUAUCAAAUGUUGGAACUGUAGCACAGGAUUUUGUUUCCUCUGCCGAGAAAUACUAAACAGAGUUCCGGUAACCAGCCAUUUUAAACCUCCAUCACCUUGUCGACAACACACUGUGGAGAAAAUCCAUCUUCUUGAGGAAACCAAGGACUCAUGAGGGAAAAACCACGAAAAUUUUCUAUUCACUAUUAUAAUUGACUGUAAAUUUAAUGUCGGUGCACUUUCAUUCAUAAGUCACCAAAUCAUACAUAAUAUGUUGUUUCUCAGGUACAAAGGUAUAUACAGCCAAGCAUAGAUCUAGAUUACGAGUGGGGCGAAUAUUUUGAUAUUUUUAACGGGUGCGCAGCAGACUAGUGAAAAAUGUCAAAAUAUUAGCCACACGAGUGAAAUAUAUUUGGUAUUACUGAAGAUACUGUUAG
This is a messenger RNA of Pecten maximus, 2115 nucleotides long. RefSeq names its product E3 ubiquitin-protein ligase RNF14-like. The record is from RefSeq and is a predicted model, not a curated record. Lineage: Eukaryota; Metazoa; Mollusca; Bivalvia; Pectinida; Pectinidae. The transcript is spliced from 11 exons. Gene Ontology annotation, molecular function: zinc ion binding; protein binding. Bases 84 to 1853 code for a protein of 589 amino acids.